Aspergillus steynii IBT 23096 is the source of this 2743-nucleotide messenger RNA. RefSeq lists its product as uncharacterized. Gene Ontology annotation, cellular component: centrosome; replication fork; Rad51B-Rad51C-Rad51D-XRCC2 complex. NCBI's taxonomy places the organism in Eukaryota, Fungi, Ascomycota, Eurotiomycetes, Eurotiales, Aspergillaceae. The record is from RefSeq and is a predicted model, not a curated record. The transcript has 6 exons. The coding region runs from base 170 to 2743 and encodes 857 amino acids. Gene Ontology annotation, molecular function: four-way junction DNA binding; protein heterodimerization activity. Gene Ontology annotation, biological process: double-strand break repair via homologous recombination; DNA strand invasion.
AUUUUAAAUAACAAUAACAACAGUUCAGUAAUGAACCGAUUGAUUGUUCAUUCAUCGACUUCUUCUGGAGAAUUCUGUCCGCCUCAGGCACCAACACGUGACCACCCGAAGACUUGUUUGGCUUCGUCUGUUCCUCCUUCAGUCUACAGUCACUCACCUCCACGACGCCAUGCUCACCUCGGAGCCUGCCAUCAAACGCUCCUCCUCCUCGCUGUCGGCGCAGCAGAAUGGCCCCGAUGCCAAGCGCGUCAAGCGCCCCUACCAUCACCAUCACCGUCUACAAAAUCCCGUCAACCCAGCCAUCCCGGAGCCCGCGAUCACGGAUGCCGCCUCCGUCGACCAUUUGAUGAACCGCUCAAUCAGCCAGUCUCUACACCAAGCUGGAUUCGACCUGGCCCGUCCGGCCGCGCUGGAUGGAUUUCGCAACGCCACAGAGGAGUAUCUUCUGAGAUUCGCCUCAUAUAUCCGUCAGUCGAUGCUCUCGAACCGUCGCAUCCAGCCUAUCCCCCAAGAUUUCGAACAUGCCUUGAAACGACAAUCCCUGCGCGUCGACGACCUCAUCCCGCUCGCCAAACCUCCCCCGACCUCUGAGCCCAUCCCCACCCUUCUACCGAGUCCUCCGCCGGAAGACGACUCCUUCAAGACUCUACCAUCGCUCGGUCCGCAGCUGAGCGGCGAAGACGACCGAGUGCGAAGCGCACACAUCCCUAAACAUUUCCCGGAAUUCCCGAGCAAACACACAUACCGGCACACUCCGGUCUUCACGGAACGAGAGCAAGAUGCGCGGAAGAUUCGCGAACGCGCGACCGAGGACGGCCGCCACGGAGAGGAGGCCCUGCGCAAGCUGGCUCGCGCAGCCUUCAAGGACAACCAGCUGGGAGCGGCCGGCCGCGACAAGAAAGCAUGGGGCAAGAGGACGGAGAGCAUGGACAGCAUGUUCGAGAAGACGAUCAAGGGCAUGUUGAAGAAGACGCCCAAGGCCUUGCCUGCGCCGGGAUCGUCCGCGCCCAUGGAGAUCGACUCCGGCGCGGCGGCCGACGCAGAUGUCAAGUCGGCCCGGAACAAGACGGCCCUGAGCAUCGAGCUGCCGCCGAUCAUCAACUGCGAACGAGACCUUUGGCGCAAGUCCACGGUGUCGCGGGAUCGGAGACCCGAGGAGAAGCCGCCGGCGUCGAAGGAUCAUCCGAACCAUCCGCGAGUGGAAAAUUGGGUGUCUUCAAUCCUCAUCAUAAAACCCACUCAACCCCCAAAAGCCGCUCGAAAAGAUGAAAAUAUCAUACCGUCUGAACAGCCUCACGACGGGCUUGCACACCACCACACCCGGCUUGGGAACCCCGUCCUGCGGCGGAUUGCACGAGUACUGGACCAUUUCGAGGAGCUUGCAUUUCUCGAGCUCGACGGGCCCGCCUUUGCGGCGUCGUUCUUGGAAGUUUUUGCGGAUGAUGCUGACAUGCUCCUGCAUGACCUGCAAACCAUCUAUGAGAAUGUCGGGGACACUGGUCCCCUGAACCAUCGCCUGGGUGUCACGGAGAUCGAUGACCUGCUCGAUGUCUUCAUGCAGGGGUUCUCUGUGCGACCGGUUCAGGAGCAUCCGCAUUCGGAGGAGGCUGGUCCUGCUCUGGUUGGGGAUGAAGAUGGGGAAUAUGCCCAUGAUUAUGAGGAUGAGGAUGGUCAGGACGAGCGGCAAUUGGACGAGACUCCUGUGAAUCUGCCCCGUUGGGAGGAUAAUCCCACGUCGACUCGCGUCCACCGCGACCCUGUUCUCGAAGUAUCAAGCACUUCGUCCGCGGCCGGCAAGUCGCAGAUCCUGUACUAUCUGGCCGCCAACGCGGUUCUGCCGUGUGUUUUCGCUGGAACGCAAACCGGGGGAUUUGAAUCCGCUAUUGUAUUCAUCGACACCGACGGCCGGUUCGAAGCGGACAGACUCCGAACGAUAGCUCGAGGGAUCGUACAGGAUCGAGUGCAACAGACUGCUGAACACGACCCACCCAAUCCUCUGUCCAUGUCUAACCCGGACCUUGAAUCCAUGCUCUCCUCAUCCCUCCAACACGUCCACGUCUUCCGUCCUCAAUCGUCCUCCGCCCUCCUCGCCACUCUUCAUGAUCUCGAUACCUAUCUGUACGACCUCCGCCGUCACUUCUCGGCCCCUCGGCCCCUCCGCACUAUCUUCAUCGACAGCGCCGGCGCCUUCUUCUGGCAGGAUAAACUCCACGACGAGGUCGCUCGCACGGAAGAUAUCGGCCGUCCAUAUGCAGAGAUCGAGUACGAACGCAGCCAAAACCAGAGCUUCUAUCUCGCGGACCUCUACGCCGAGCUUGUUGUCCAGUUGAAGCGUCUGCAGAGCUUAUUUAGUUGCUCGGUCGUCUAUACCACCACCACUACUACUACGUGGAGCGGACGACCAGGGCCCUUUGAACUGUAUAACCCGAUGGAGGAGCUGGUGUCUCGGCCCAGGGGACCGGCAUUCCGGGCCUCGCUGCCCCCGCCGUGGGGUGUUUUUCCGCACUUGAGGCUUGUCGUGCAGAGGGAUCGGGUGAGGCCGUUUCCGGUCGAGAUGUCGGCGGUUCAGGCGCAGGAGCAGGCGGAGUUGAGGAGGGAGGUGGUGCUGAAGGGGAGGUUUCUGGUCUGGGUGAAUGGUUGGGGGAGGGAGGAUUGGCCAAGGAGAGUGCGUGAGGGUCUGGAGAGGAGGAAUGAGGGCAUGUUUGGGUUUCGGGUCACUGGGGAUGGGGUGUGGUUUACUUGA